CCGGAGCCGGAGGAAGUCCCCCGGUGCCAGGAUCUGCCCGGAUCCGCGCCCUGCUCGGGCCGGCACCAUGGACAGCGAGGCAUUCCAGAGCGCGCGGGGCCUUCUGGACCUGAACUUCCAGUCGCUGGCCAUGAAGCACAUGGACUUGAAGCAGAUGGAGCUGGACACCGCGGCAGCUAAGGUAGACGAACUGACUAAGCAGCUGGAGUCGCUGUGGUCAGACUCACCGGCGCCUCCUGGUCCCCAGGCUGGAGCCUCCUCUAGGCGGUCCCGGUACAGCUCCAGCCCAGUUCCCGAGCCCUUCAGCAGCCGCGGGUCCCCCCGGAAGGCGGCCACCGAUAGCACAGACACCUCGUUGGGACGCUCGGAGGGCGCCCCGGCCCUGCCUCCCUACAGCCAGCUGUCCACCAAGGGCCGGCCGUCGUCGCCGCGCACCGCGCUCUACCUGCAGCCGGAUGCCUACGGCAGCUUGGAUCGCGCGCCGUCGCCCCGGCCGCGCGGCUUCGAUGGCGCAAGCGGUUCCCUGGGUCGCGCGCCCUCCCCGCGGCCUGGGCCUGGCCCAUUGCGCCAGCAGGGUCCCCCUACGCCUUUCGAUUUCCUGGGCCGCGCCGUCUCCCCGCGUGGCAGCCCCCUGGCGGAGGGGCCCCAGGCCUUCUUUCCUGAGCGCGGGCCCUCACCGCGCCCCCCUGCCGCUGCCUACGACCCACCGGCGGCGUUCGGGAGCCCCCUGCCGGGCGCCGGCGGCAGCGCCUUCGCGCCGCCUCUGCGAGCCCAAGACGACCUGACACUGCGCCGGCGGCCCCCCAAGGCUUGGAACGAGUCCGACCUGGACGUGGCGUACGAAAAGAAGUCUUCGCAGACCUCCAGCUAUGAGCGCUUGGACGCCUUCGCGCGGCCAGCCUUGCCUGUCCUGCAGCUGUCACCCUGGAGAGAGAGCAGCCUGGAUGGACUGGGGACCGCUGGCAAGGACAAUUUCACCAGCGCCACCCUGCCCCGCAAUUACAAAGUGUCCCCUCUGGCCAACGACAGGCGUUCCGAUGUGGGCAGCUACCGCCGCUCCCUGGGCUCCGCGGGGUCUGCAGGCACUUUGCCCCGCAACUGGCAGCCCAUCAGCCGCAUCCCCAUGCCCCCUUCUAGCCCCCAGCCCCGUAGUGCCCCCCGCCAGCGCCCCAUCCCCCUCAGCAUGAUAUUCAAGCUGCAGAAUGCCUUCUGGGAGAAUGGGGCCAGCAGGGCCGUGCUCCCUGGCUCCCCGAUGUUCAACCGGGCACCCCCGCCUAAGCUGCCUCCCCAGUCCCAGCCUCCCCCCCAGCCUCAGCCACAGCCUCAGCCCCAACCCCCUGCCCCAGCCCCACAAAUCCCCCAACAGACACGGCCCCCUGUGAGCGAAGGCCCCCCCAAGCCCCCUGCUGAGCUGGAGCCUGAGCCGGAGCUGGAGGGGCUGCUGACACCAGGGCUGGAGGCUGGUGAUGUGGACGAAGGCACCCUAACUCGGCCCCUCAGCCCCACGCGGCUGCAGCCAGCGCUACCGCCUGAGGCGCAGUCAGUGCCUGAGCUGGAGGAGGUGGCUCGGGUGCUGGCGGAGAUUCCACGGCCCCUCAAACGCAGGGGCUCCAUGGAGCAGAGCCCUGCUGUGGCCCUGCCCCCCACCCACAAGAAGCAGUACCAGCAGAUCAUUAACCGUCUUUUCCAUCGUCAACGACCAGGGCCUGGGGGGCCGGAGCCUGAGCUGUCCGCUAUCACUGAGGGAUCUGAGGCCAGGGCAGGGCCCCCAGCCCCUGCCCUACCAGCUCCCAUCCCACCCCUGGCCCCACCCCAGAGCAGCCCAUCAGAGCAGCCACAGAACAUGGAGAUGCGUUCGGUGCUGCGGAAGGCUGGCUCCCCGCGCAAGGCCCGCCGCGCGCGCCUCAACCCGCUGGUGCUGCUGCUGGACGCGGCGCUGACCGGGGAGCUGGACGUGGUGCAGCAAGCGGUGAAGGAGAUGAACGACCCGAGCCAGCCCAAUGAGGAGGGCAUCACGGCCCUGCACAACGCCAUCUGCGGUGCCAACUACCCCAUCGUGGACUUCCUCAUCGCCGCGGGCGCCAAUGUCAACUCCCCAGACAGCCACGGCUGGACACCAUUGCACUGCGCAGCGUCGUGCAAUGAUACGGCCAUCUGCAUGGCGCUGGUGCAGCACGGCGCUGCCAUCUUCGCCACCACGCUCAGUGACGGCACGACCGCCAUUGAGAAGUGCGACCCCUACCGCGAGGGCUAUACCGACUGCGCCACCUACUUGGCAGAUGUGGAGCAGAGCAUGGGACUGAUGCACAACGGGACAGUGUACGCGCUCUGGGACUACAGCGCGGAGUUCGGGGACGAGCUGUCCUUCCGUGAGGGCGAGUUGGUCACCGUGCUGCGGAGGGACGGGCCAGAGGAGAACGAUUGGUGGUGGGCCACACUGCACGGCCAGGAGGGCUACGUGCCCCGUAACUACUUUGGGCUCUUCCCCAGGGUGAAGUCUCAGAGGAAUAAGGUCUAGCAGGAGAGAAGGACAUUUCCAAGGGACACUGGAAGAAGAAGCCCUGCCUUGGCUUCUGACCUCCGCCUCCAUUACUGCUGCAUCUUUAUGCCCCCAGCCCAGUAGGGGGCGCAGUCCUCGCCACUAGUUCUCUGCUCUCGUGGAAGCCCCUGGGAGAUCUGGGAGAACUCAGCCUUCAGUUGAAGAAUCUGCCUUAGCCACAGGAGGUUGAGGUGGGGCUGGGAAUCAUUCAGGGGGGCAGGAGAUCCUCCAUUUGCCAAAUCAGGCCCCGUCCAAAGUGCCUCUCCCUCUUCCUGCCACUGUGCCUCAAAGCAAGCCGCCUCAAUCCCAGCUGAGCCUGGGAUGGGCCGUUGCCACUCCAUUUCCCGGGGAGUCACCUCUUAACCCACCUCUCCCAGCGGCUUUGGGGACUGGAUGAGGCCCACUGGCAUCCCCUAGGAUCCCUGCCUCACCUCAUCCCGCCCAGUAAAGUGACUUCACACAGCUCUGGUUUUAUGUUUAUAACAAAAUGGGGAACUUUUUCUUUAUAAAUAAAGGUAGU
Molecule: messenger RNA, 3059 nt
Organism: Trichechus manatus latirostris (Florida manatee)
Lineage: Eukaryota; Metazoa; Chordata; Mammalia; Sirenia; Trichechidae
Gene: PPP1R13L
Product: protein phosphatase 1 regulatory subunit 13 like
Exons: 13
Coding region: 68-2518 (816 amino acids)
Biological process (GO): regulation of transcription by RNA polymerase II; positive regulation of cell differentiation
Molecular function (GO): transcription factor binding
Source: RefSeq, a predicted model, not a curated record